Amblyraja radiata (thorny skate) is the source of this 1506-nucleotide messenger RNA. Its product is annotated as bifunctional methylenetetrahydrofolate dehydrogenase/cyclohydrolase, mitochondrial-like. The record is from RefSeq and is a predicted model, not a curated record. The transcript is spliced from 11 exons. Bases 1 to 1317 code for a protein of 438 amino acids. Gene Ontology annotation, biological process: tetrahydrofolate interconversion. Gene Ontology annotation, molecular function: methenyltetrahydrofolate cyclohydrolase activity; methylenetetrahydrofolate dehydrogenase (NADP+) activity; methylenetetrahydrofolate dehydrogenase (NAD+) activity. Gene Ontology annotation, cellular component: mitochondrion. NCBI's taxonomy places the organism in Eukaryota, Metazoa, Chordata, Chondrichthyes, Rajiformes, Rajidae.
AUGUUUGACAGACGAUUGGAGAUAGCGAUAAAGGCUGGAGAUGGGAAGGAGAUUGAAGGCAACGGAGCUGCUGACUGUAAGGGGGUUCCCGAUCACAUGGGAAUCCCCCACCUGGCGGAUGAGGAUCACAGGAACAGUAAGUACUGUACCUGGAAACACCAGGGAGGCCUCCAUGGGGUCCAGAAACAUGGCUGGCGGGCCAGACUACAGGCAGACGUCCACCUGGCACUGGAGGAGCUGCACGCCUUGGUCAACAAGCACCAGACAGCCUACCCCGAGGCGUUUACUACCAUCUGGUCUGGUGGAGAUCUGGUCUGGUGGAGAUCUGGUCUGGUGGAGACCUGGUCUAGUGGGGAUCCGGUCUGGUGGAGAUCUGGUCUGGUGGAGACCUGGUCUGGUGGAGAUGUGGCCCGGCAGGAGGCGGUGGUCAUCUCGGGGACGGCCCUGGCCAGGCAGAUCCAUGAGGAGGUGCGGAGGGAGCUGGAGGAGUGGGUCUCACUGGGCAAUGCCCGGCCCAGGCUCAGUGUGGUCCUGGUCGGUGAUGACCCCGGCAGCCACAUCUACGUGAAGAACAAGACCAAAGCUGCAGCUUCCGUAGGUAUUAGCAGUGAAACCAUCUUGCGGCCCUCCAGUGUGUCCCAGCAGGAACUGAUGGAGCUGAUCGAGAGGUUAAACAGGGACCCGCACGUGACUGGACUGUUGGUUCAGCUGCCCCUGCCUGCCCACAUUGAUGAGCGGCUGGUGUGCAACGCGGUGGUGCCGGAGAAGGAUGUGGACGGCUUUCACGUGGUCAACGUGGGCAGAAUGUGCUUGGAUCAGCGGGCCAUCCUCCCCGCAACUCCAGCUGGCGUCUGGGAAAUGAUCAAAAGGACCGGGAUCGAGACGGUGGGGAAGAACGUGGUGGUGGUGGGGAGGUCGAAGAACGUCGGGAUGCCCAUCGCUGUUCUCCUUCACACAGACGGGCGGCAUGAGAGACCAGGCGGUGAUGCCACCGUGACCAUCACCCACAGGUUCACCCCCAAGGAGCAGCUGAUGGCUCACACACUGUUGGCAGAUAUCGUCAUUGUGGCCGCAGGGAUCCCGAAACUGAUCACUGCGGACAUGAUCAAGGAGGGAGCGGUGGUAAUCGAUGUCGGCAUCAACCGUGUCCGUGAUCCAGCCACCGGCAAGACCAAACUGGUGGGAGACGCUGACUUCAAAGAGAUCAAGAAGAAGGCCAGCUACCUGACACCGGUCCCUGGCGGAGUGGGUCCCAUGACUGUCGCCAUGCUAAUGAAAAACACACUGAUGGUGACCAAGAAGUUUGUAGCCUACUGAAGACUGGGCCAUGACACUGACUGACCACUUCACCUCCAGGGCUCUUGAAGUUAUUAUAGAAAAUAUAUCUCUUUUAACAAUAUUUAUUUAUAUUUUGCUGGAAGCCAUUAACGUGUACGAUGUAUAUGCUGUAGAUGCAGGAACUGCAGAUGCUAUUUUACAAAACUAAAGACAGAUUGCUGGAGUAAC